AUGGCACCAUUUGAGGCUCUGUAUGGCAGGAGAUGUCGAUCUCCAAUUGGCUGGUUUAAUGCAUUUGAGGUUAGACCAUGGGGUACAGAUUUGUUGAGGGAGUCCUUGGACAAGGUCAAGUUGAUCCAAGAUAGACUUCUCAUGUCUCAGAGUAGGCAAAAGAGUUAUGCAGAUCGAAAGAUUCGUGAUUUAGAGUGUAUGGUUGGAGAGAGGGUUUUAUUGAAGUUGGCUUUGCCACCUGGUUUGUCAGGUGUUCAUCGUGUAUUUCAUAUUUCCAUGCUUAAGAAUUAUCAUCAAGGUGGUGAUCAUGUGAUUCAAUGGGAUUCAGUGUUACUUCAUCAGAAUUUGACUUUUGACGAAGAGUCGAUCACCAUUUUGAAUAGGCAAAUUCGGAAGCUAAGGUCCAUGGAGAUUGCUUCAGUAAAGGUUCAGUGGAAGCAUCCUCCAGUGGAGGAGGCUACAUGGGAGACAGAGUCAGACAUGAGGAGUAAAUAUCCUCAUCUUUUUUAG
Molecule: messenger RNA, 510 nt
Organism: Solanum pennellii
Lineage: Eukaryota; Viridiplantae; Streptophyta; Magnoliopsida; Solanales; Solanaceae
Exons: 2
Coding region: 1-510 (169 amino acids)
Source: RefSeq, a predicted model, not a curated record